ACAUUAAAAGUUUUUUUCUUGUUUUGAAAAUGAAAACUUUUAAUGCUACAGUUUUUGAAAAUCUCAUUGCUAACUUAUUUAAAAGUUUUAACUUUUAAUUCGACUGUAUAAUUUCUUUCAUUUUGUCGUUCUCGUGAAACCGUGUUCGUCUAAGUCCAAAAUGUAAACAAACGUUUAGGUGAUUCCGGUGGUUAGUGAGGUGUGGUCCACGACGUCAAUCAAAACAGAACGCGUCCGCAGCCAGGACUUGGACGCGGAUACCUUCGAAGGAGGAUGGUGCGGAACAAGGUUACUGGAUUAGGGGAAAGUUGGUUUUCAAAAGGAUGAGGCCAGCUUCCUGCCGGAUCUGCAGCUGUUUCACGACCGAAAUGGGUAAGAAGGAAGCUUGGGUGUUUGGUGGCGUUUGUGUUUGAUUUUGUUUGUUUUUGUAGGACGCCGUUUAUGCGGAUGUGAAUUUGCACCGGUUGUAUUCGAUAAAGUUAAUUUUAACGGUGAGGAGAAGGAUCCGACGGAAGAGGGAAACGACGAGAAGCGAUCGGAGGUUGUCAGCGCGGAUGUUGCACUCGGUGCCGGCGGUUUACGACCAUCAGCAGCAUUUUGUGCCGGAUGUGAUGACGGGACAGUGUGGGAUGUCCUGAGGGUCUGCUUUCCAUUUCUCGGUGCGGGACAUGUUUGACAAGUUUGCACCAGUUCUGGAAGAACCGUCUGUACGAAAGCCGCAGGUCCUGAAGCUGUCGUACUCGGAUUACUUCCAGAGGUUGGAGCGAUAUCCGACGAACCUGAUAAAGAAAAUCUACCUGGAAUACCGAAGAAGUCACCGCAACUCCCGCCCGCAAACUCUCAACUCGCGAUGGCGCAGCUUCGGCCGGAUGAACUGGCAACAUCUGUGCCAUUCCGAAGGAGGACGAUGUGAUCGGGAACUAUCGGUUCAGGCGCUUCACUUCCCAGUCGGAAAACGUCGACUUACCUUCUCGAAUUAACACCCAAUGGCCAACUCCUCCAAGCCUGUCCUGAUGAUGGCCGGCAACGAGACCACCCUGUUCUCUACAUCGCUGUCGCGCUCCAAAAUGUAGGCCGCGAUGUUAAGCAGCAUAAGCAGCAGUUUUAAUAUUAAAAUAAAAAUAGAAAUAAAAUCCAUCACAUUUUUCGAAAAUCAUCACUGUAAUGUUAAAUGUUAUUUAUUGUUGCCAUAAAAAGUUUCUUCUUAUAAUAAAAGUAAAAAACUUUUACCGAUACAAUGAUUUUGUUCCAGAAGUGCAUGGUAGUAUCAAAAACUUUGCAACUUUUAAAUUAAAAAGUUUGAACUUUCUACGAAUA
Messenger RNA from Culex pipiens pallens (northern house mosquito), 1317 nucleotides. RefSeq lists its product as uncharacterized. Lineage: Eukaryota; Metazoa; Arthropoda; Insecta; Diptera; Culicidae. The transcript has 2 exons. The record is from RefSeq and is a predicted model, not a curated record. The coding region runs from base 669 to 980 and encodes 103 amino acids.